Molecule: messenger RNA, 1002 nt
Organism: Nerophis lumbriciformis (worm pipefish)
Lineage: Eukaryota; Metazoa; Chordata; Actinopteri; Syngnathiformes; Syngnathidae
Source: RefSeq, a predicted model, not a curated record
AUGGAGGACAAGAAUAAUGAUGAUCACAUAAUGGAUGAAAGUGACGUGGAUGAAACUCAAUCUCACACAAAUGACAAACCCAAAUGGGCAAAUGGUCAAUGUGUUCUGGCAAUUCCAAGCUAUUCUCUGGUAAACCCCAGCUUUGACCUCUCGCAAUGCAGCACCACGUUGGAGAGGAACGGCUUUCAGAUUCCAAUGAGAGAUAUCGAGGUGCCCUUGAAAACAGCCUUGGAAGUCCCUUCAGUCAGAAGAUAUAUGAUUUUCAACUCUUCGCUCUUCCAUAUUAUAAUGGCACCGUUUCUAUAUCUAGUGUUGUGGUGCGCCGUGUUCUCCACCCUGCGCCUCUAUAUGUCCGUCAUCGACUAUUGGAUCCUGUGCCUGUGUGUCAGUCUGAUUUCCGUGGCCCUUACUACUGCUAUAAUCUUUGUUCUCAACCACAAUAAAAAGGAGAUCAAUAUUAACUUGGACGUACGGCUGAUCCAAGUGAAUGAGACGAUGGUCAAGCACAAGCUGCUGGUGGCCGUGGCCGACUGGGUGCACAACUGCAAAGGAAGCAUACAGCUGUACUUUGUGUAUUGGGACAUGGCUGGUUGUUUGCGAACACUGACUGAAACACUAGAGGAGCGCAGUUUAGCGGGCAAUGACACCUGGAGCAAGCUGAAGAAGAAGAUGUCCCAUCUGGUUCUGAUGACCGAGGUCCCAUGCGAGGACCCUGAAGAGGAACAAGGUCCGCAAGAGCAGAGGCCUCUACUGAGAAAUGACGACUGUGGUUCUUCUUCUUCUAAAGUCACGAGCAACUACAGUCUCAUCCCUGAGGCAUCUCUACCCGCUGAGACUCAAGCCUACCAGCUGCUGAUGAUCUACAGUGCUGCCUACGUCAAGCUUUUGGUAUCUGGUCAGCUGUCUGGACCUUCACACCACCGCAUGCGACCUCAGAAUAACCACUGCACUACUGCGCCAUUUUGCCUCUGUCAGUUCAUCAAACUCAAGGUUCUUGAAUAG